AUGUAUGUGAUUGGCUUAUAUGGAGAGGAUAGAAAGUAUAUUGUGAAAGGUAAUGUGGAAGUUAAUGAGUCAGGAGGAGACAAUAUUUGUCAAGAAAUUCAUUGCACUUGUCAAAAAUUUGAGAGUUUUGCAAUUUUAUGGGGUCAUGCAAUUAAGGCGCUUGAUAGAAUGAAUAUUAUGAAAAUUCCUGAAAGGUAUAUAUUAGGUCAAUGGAGACUAGAUGCGAAGGAUUGUGCAAUUGAAGAAACAAUUACAGUGGUUAAGAAUGACCCUAAGUUGGUGAUAGCAGCACGCUACAGAGAUCUUUGUCCUAGAAUGGUAAAACUAGCAGCUCGAUCAUCUGAAUGCAAACUUGCCUAUCAAUUAGUUAAUGAAACUCUUAGGGAUUUGUGUGCAAAGGUAGACAAUAUGAUGGCUUCAUUAGACGGUUCAGUCACUUUCGGUAGUGGAGGCAAUAUUGAAGUGGGUACCAAAGAAUUUGUAGUUGAUCCAAACUUUGCACGAGCUAAGGGCUUAAAAAAGAAAGAGGACAGACACAAGGGUGGGAGUAGAUUAAAACUUUGGCAUGAGAAGACUACUAAGAGAACAAAAGUUGUUUCGCAACCUACCCGCCUUACUUAG
This is a messenger RNA of Camellia sinensis, 621 nucleotides long. RefSeq names its product protein FAR1-RELATED SEQUENCE 2-like. Gene Ontology annotation, biological process: regulation of DNA-templated transcription. NCBI's taxonomy places the organism in Eukaryota, Viridiplantae, Streptophyta, Magnoliopsida, Ericales, Theaceae. The record is from RefSeq and is a predicted model, not a curated record.